Messenger RNA from Paracoccidioides lutzii Pb01, 705 nucleotides. RefSeq lists its product as hypothetical. The transcript has 2 exons. The coding region runs from base 1 to 705 and encodes 234 amino acids. The record is from RefSeq and is a predicted model, not a curated record.
AUGAGAGAGGAUUUCUUUUCAACGAUUGACACGAUUGAACAGCUUAUGGGAUUUCCCCUUGGUGACGAGCUCGGGAUUGAAGACAGGAAGAACGUCCAAUUCGUUUUCAAAGAACGAGCGUGGUUCGCGCGGAACCUCUUCCGGUCCUCAUAUUGUAGAACUGAAAACCAGAGUGAGAUUUAUGCCUGCCUAGCGCAGACAAUGCAAGAUUGGGCUUCUCUCGGCAGCUUACCUGAAGAACCACGCAAAGGUAGAGCCACAUCUGCAGACUCUGGAAUUGAACUUACAUUCGACGAGAUCGUAGACGUGGACAACUUUCCGACCCAGUGUCCAGGCCCUCAGUGUCUUUUCUGUCUUGGAGAUGACCAGCUUCCGCUUUCCGGGCGCACCUAUUCCUUUUUACGUCCCGAUCAUCUCCGAAGACACAUUCAAGAUUGCCACUUCCGCUGCCUCGAUUCAAACGCUCCUCUGUGGUGUUCUCACCCGUCAUGCCUAGAGGUUCGAGAUGUAGUGGAGGUUGUGGGGCCUGGUUGGGACGAGGAUUGUUGGAUAAUUUCUACAGCAGGUCGGAUUGGGAUUAUCCAGUGCGCUGCAGUGCAAGAGACUGGCAGCAACAUGAGUGGCUAUCGGUAUGCAGACGGGUCAAUAAAGAGGGUAAGCUUAACGCUGUGUAUGGAAACUGUUCCUAUGGAUCGUGGGGACUAG